Messenger RNA from Manis javanica (Malayan pangolin), 2084 nucleotides. NCBI's taxonomy places the organism in Eukaryota, Metazoa, Chordata, Mammalia, Pholidota, Manidae. The record is from RefSeq and is a predicted model, not a curated record.
AUGCCCAACGACGACACAUUUAGGAAGCCCUCGGUACCGUCGGAGGCCCCGCACGUUCCCGGGGCACAGAUGCAGAGCAAGGCCGAGGGCUUCGGCAAAACAGCGGGGAUGCUGCUGGGGAGCGCCGGCGGCUCAGGCUCCGAGGGCGGCGUCGGCGUCUCGGGUUCCGGGGCGUCGGGCAUGGGCGCCACGAGCAAGAAGUCCCCGCGGCUGCCCAAGUGCGCGCGAUGCAGAAACCACGGCUACGCGUCGCCGCUCAAGGGCCACAAGCGCUUUUGCAUGUGGCGGGACUGCCAGUGUAAGAAGUGCAACCUGAUCGCCGAGAGACAGCGCGUGAUGGCCGCGCAGGUGGCCCUGAGAAGGCAGCAGGCCCAGGAGGAGGAGCUGGGAAUCAGCCAUCCCAUCCUGCUGCCCAGCACAGCUGAGCUGCUUGUCAAGAGAGAGAACAAUAGCAGCACCCAGUGCCUGAUGACUGAGAACAACGGCUCCUCACAGGCCCUACCCGCCAGCGCUCCCACCACAGCAGCUUCAGGUCCUGAGGGACGUAUGGUCAUCCAGGAUAUUCCCGCUGUCACCAGCAGAGGGCACAUGGAGAACACGCCUGACCUGGUUUCUGACUCCACCUACUACAGCAGCUUUUACCAGCCGUCUCUGUUCCCGUACUACAACAACCUGUACACCUACCCGCAGUACUCCAUGGCCUUGGCUGCUGAAACCUCUUCUGGGGAGGUGGGAAGUUCCCUGGGGGGAUCCACUGUGAAGAACAGCCUUCUGAGCCGCCCAGCACCUUAUGUGCCCGGUCAGGCUGGAAACCAGUGGCAGAUGAAAAACUCGGAGAACCGCCAUGCAGUGAGUUCCCAGUACAGGAUGCAUUCUUAUUAUCCGCCUCCCUCCUACCUGGGCCAGAGCAUGCCUCAGAUCUUCACUUUUGAGGACGGCCCCACUUACCCGGAAACCAAAGCAAGUGUAUUCUCACAGCACAGCAGUCAAGAUUCUGGCUUGGUUUCCCUCUCCGGCAGCUCUCCUAUUAGUAGCGAGAGCACAAAGGGAGUGCUCGAAUGUGAGUCUGCCUCGGAGCCCAGCAGCUUCACGGUCACUCCUGUCAUCGAGGAGGACAAGUAAGCAGCGCCCUGUGCCUUUGGCCGUUCACUUGGAAUAGCAGGCUUAUUCCAUUUAUACACAGGGUUUGUUGUUAAUAUUUUUCUCUUGACUUAUGCUUAAACUGUUGAGAACAUGUUUGGUUUAUUAUACUAAGAGCUUAGCCCAGAGGCCAGAACACCUUUGGAAUAGUUUAAGAUCCGUGACUAGCACCUGCAAGAAUUAAGUACUUUUGCUCACAGGGUUAAAUAGUAGAGUCCUUAAUUUUUUUAUGACACUGGUUUACAUGUAGUUUUCAAGAAAUACAAUAAUUCACUCAAGCAAAGCAGUAUGUUUGCAUCUAAAUGGGGUCUUAAUUAGAUGGUUACUUUCAAUUUUAAAAUGAAAUCUUAGAUGCUUUAGAUUUCUUUAGUAUUUUAAUAAAACUGCAAAAAUAUAAAUUUAGCCAAGUACCUGACCAGUGAGAAGAAAAGAGCAAACUUAGUGAUUAUUUUAUAAAUCUGCAGGAGGUCGGAGUAAACGAAAAUACUGUGUUUGUGUUACUGUUGGAAAAGCCUAGCCCUACUCCAUUCCCCAAAUCCAAAACAUAACUGAAACACAGUAAAAAAAAAAGUUAAAGCUCUUAGGAGUUGCUACCUUUUCUGUAAAGGGUAAUUUGAAAAUAAUACAAUUUAAAGUAAUUCCAGUAAUGCAGAGUUCCUGGGUGUUGUUUCUAGAAUAAUAUAACAGUUUAUAUCAUACACAUUUUUCUACUACAAGAAAAAAAAGGAUGCGAUCUAGACUAUUUUGUAACCUUAGGUUGUAAUCUGACUUGAAAAUAAGUACAUCUUUAAAAGUUACUACGGAUUUCUGAGUUCAUUAUUUUGUUAAAAAUUGCUUGUGGAAGUACUUCCUUAUGUAACAGAAGCCAUCCUGAAAUGAAACUAGUCUAAAAAAAAUUCAUUGUUUUGUGUAGUUGCAGCUGUACCUGAAAUAAAAAUGUUAUU